AUGGAAAAUAGUGAAAUGAGUACUUAUGUAAAUCUGUCUUUUGGUGGAGAAAUUGACGAACAUAUGGUAAUGUCGGGAGAAAUGGACAUGCCCAUGGCACAUUAUAUAAAUGAAGCCGAAAGGCAUGACGGGCAAUCGCUCGGAGGUUUAGGUGAUGAUAACGCAAUAGAAAACGGGAAUGGGUUUGCGGUUGAAGCGUAUAUACAAUUUGAUGAUUUUGUUCAUGCUUCUGAUACUAUGUCUGAUGGUCAGCAAAUGUUGUGGAAUAUCGGCACCACUUCAGACAAUCAAAUGGCUGCAGAGGGAUGGGAUCCAUCCUCUCUUGCAAUUCAUGAUUCUGUGCAAACAGCUCAAGAAAACAAUCCUCAAACUGUCUUGAUGAACCCUGAUGCGGCUACGCAAUUUCUUAUCGAUCCUGCUCUAUCUUCACCUCCUACCACAACCGAAUCAAAAAAAUCGCAGCGUCCGUCACUUCUUCAAAAACCUACCCAAUUAAAUGGCUCAAAUAAAACCGCACCACCGAUCAUCAAACCUGGCGCAAUGAAUAAUAGACUACUUACGGCUACCGGCCAAAAUCCUGCGAUAAAUAAACUACCGUCACCUCAACUGAGAAAGAUACCCGUUCCUCCGCGAAAAACUUCCUCCGGAAAUUCCAACGAUUCUACCGCCAAGGUUCGUAAUCUUUGCAUGGAAAAGUUUCACAAUCUGUUUACCAAGAAGUACAUGGAAUUGGAGAAGAAGGCUGAAUUACCCGAUUCACAAGAAGGACCCGAACAGCUCGCUCAUCGCUUGGCGAAACGUAUUGAGGAAUCCAUUUACGAUAAUUUUGCUUCAAAGACCGAACGCGACGGUUUGGGUCAAUCGUAUAAAUCAAAAUUUAGAAACCUCCUAACUAGUCUUGGUCAUCCUAAGAAUGAAGAUCUAUUAAUGCAAGUUGUUAAGGGAGACAUUCCGCCGGUGAGAUUGGUGAUGAUGUCCGCGGAGGAUUUGGCUAAUCCUGAACAAAAAUCAUUGAUGGUCAAGGUACGCAGGGAAAGUAUGCAACAGUCGGUUUUGAAAGCUGAGGACAUAAACGGACCGAGGAUAAAGAAGACGCAUAAGGGUGAAUUUAUAAUUGUCGAAGUUGGACGAGAUUCUCCUAAACAUGAUGCGCCGGAUACCAAUUCAACGGUAACAUCCACUCACCCCACAUUUAAUACUCCGAACGUAAGACCGAAAAUAAAUGUCGAAGAUUUGAUUCCUAAACGGCGGACCAGUGCCACCGAUGGCACAAAUUCCGCGAAUAGUGAAAAUUCUUCAAAGGAUGAUUUGUUCUAUCGUAGCGUCGAUGAAACGAGCACCUCAACAAAUAGUUUCUCUCAGAUCACGCCACAAAACGAUGACUCGUGGAAUAACACAAAGGGUGGUGGUAACGAUGUCGUGAUGAAUAACGCCGAGGUGACCGGUAGUCCUGUGGCGAUGUCCGUGGGAUCUUCGGUGAACUCGCCGCCGCUUUCUCCUCAAGCAAAAUCAAUAAUUUCCCCCACCAUGAGUCCUUCGAACACCCCGACUGAGGAACCGCCCAGCAAUCCAGUGAUUAAGUUGCCUCCAAUCUGGAAGGGUAGAUUGUUAUAUGAUGGGGUCGCCAGAUUUUCUGGUCAUGCAACCCUGGUCGCCGCAAAAAAGCGAGACAGGGAACGAAAUUGGGAGGAAUUCCUCGCGGCAUCCAUCAGGUGCAAUGGUCAUGUUUCACGGGUGGAACAAGCGGACACGUAUUUGAUUGAUUGUUGGUGUUCACCUUCCAAAGAUGUUGCGUUCAUCAAGUUCGAGGCUAACGAAGAUGAAGCUAAUGAUAAGGAACAGUUUGAUUUGAUUUUUAAUUAUUUACGUUAUUCUCCCAAAGAUAGAGUGGUGCGUUAUGGUCGGGUUGCAAACGCCUAUAGUACCGUUAGAGAAAUGUACCUUAUACCAUUAGAACCCGAAGAUAAAGUUCCUGACGUUAUUACCUUUCUAGAUCAUGAUGAGAUAUUUAUGACAAAAAAUAAUGAAAAACGUGAAUCAAAAUUAUUGUUGGGUGCAAUUGUUAUCAUUGAUGUUGUGUCUUCCAAAUCGAAACGUCCACGUGAUUUAACCCAGAACAUUUCGCGACCAAUGAAAAAAGAGAAGUUAGAAUCUUCUACUGUUGCCACCACUGUUCCCACUACCAUUGCUACUACUGCUGUUACUAAUCAAUCGAACAUUAGAAAUAGUCCAUUGGUUGGUAACGCUGUAGUACAAAGUCCAAUUGUGGCACCUCAAAAUAUUGCGAGCACGAUAAUAGCACCACCAGUGAAUUCGCCGCCGAAUCAACAGGCACCUACGAACCUGCCAGCGGUCACAACUGCGCAAAACGGAAUCCUUCCCGGAUUGCUACAAACGCUACUAGCUCAGUCCAAUUCGACCGUUCCUAAUCAGACCGCACCACCGACGGUGCCAUUUCCACAUCCGCCUCCUCAAUUCAAUGGUCCACCCGCUCAACCGGGCUUACCACAACUUCCACCGCAGGCACAGAUGCCACCAGGAUUUCCCCUUCAGUACGAGCAAUUCUAUCAACACCUUCCACCCCCAAACUUUCCCCAACAGGGUCCCCCUCCCCAGCAACCACCAGUUGGACCACCGCAGGCGCCGCCACCGCAACCACAAACUUUACCACCGUAUGGACCACCUCCAAACAACGAAUACGUGCAUUUUCAACCACCUCCGUCGGACAAUCGACGACCUCCUGGCACGCAAGAUUUCAGACCCAAGUGGGGCCCACCACCGGAAAAUCGACCACCGUGGGAUCAAGCUCAGUGGGAACAAGAGGACAGGAGGAAUUGGAAUCAGAAUGACUCCAGACCACCGAGGGAACGUGAAUACCGAAGGGGACCGUCGCCACCACAUUCAGAUUACCGUGAUCGAAAGCAUCGGGGUCAUUCGCAUAAUCGCGAUCUCCGUGGCAGACGUGGGAACAACAGUCCCCGGGGCGGGCGUAACAUUAACGUAACCGCGGGACAAAGCAAUGAUCGUGACUGGAAUGACCAUGAUCGAAAUGAUUGGGGAGAACGUGAUAGGGACGAUAGGGAUGAUGGUCGAUAUGAGCGUAACAACCGGGAACAUCAUUACAAUGAGACGACCGAUAGGAUGAAUGACCGAGGUGGAAAAUCCAGGAGAGGUGGUGGCGGAGGAAGGUUCCGAGGGACGAGAGCCUGA
Molecule: messenger RNA, 3210 nt
Organism: Acaulospora colombiana
Lineage: Eukaryota; Fungi; Glomeromycota; Glomeromycetes; Diversisporales; Acaulosporaceae
Source: the annotation of a GenBank genome assembly